CCUUCCCAUCCUGCAAAAAAAUUCCUCCCCGACAUCGGACACAACACAAAGUGCUGUCUCUCCCUAGAAUCUCUCUCUACAAAUCCGAUUUCCAUGAUUUGUAUUUCGCUCAUCUAAUCUGUAAUCACCGCAGUCGUGAUUUCGCCUUCAAAACAUCGAUUGGGGUAGGUUUUUGUGGCGGAUCCAAUUUGCUGACGGGGAAGAAAUGGGCGGAGGGGAGAAUUCCAACUACCCGGGGGUCGGCGGCGGCGGCGGCGGCGGCGGCGGUGGGGAUGGAGCUGUCAUCAACGUCCGGUGCUCCAAUGGGGCGAAAUUCGCGGUGCGGUCGAGCCUGGUGUCGACGGUCGGAGCCUUCAAGGAGGUUGUGGCGCAGAACUGCGACGUGCCUGCUGAUCAGCAGCGGCUGAUAUACAAGGGCCGGAUUCUGAAGGAUGAUCAGACCUUGGAGAGUUAUGGAUUGCAAGCUGAGCACACCGUACAUAUGGUACGAGGUUCUUCCCCGGCAAACACAGCACCUCCUCCUACUACUGCCACUGUUGCAAAUAACAACCCUACUCCCGCUGUUUCUCGUGGUGUUGGUUCUAAUGAUGGUGGGGUUUCUGGACUUGGAGCAUCUUUGUUUCCCGGGCUUGGUGCUAAUGCGUCGGGUGGGGGUGCAGUUCCUGGUUUGUUCGGAGCGGGACUUCCUGAAUUCGAACAGGUGCACCAACAGCUUACUCAAAACCCGAACAUGAUGAGGGAGAUUAUGAACAUGCCUGCCGUUCAGAACCUGAUGAAUAAUCCCGAAUUAAUGCGUGGAUUGAUUAUGAACAAUCCUCAAAUGCGCGAGAUCAUGGAUCGGAAUCCUGAGCUGGCACAUGUACUGAAUGAUCCUGGCAUAUUAAGGCAAACAUUAGAAGUGGCAAGGAACCCUGAACUCAUGCGCGAGAUGAUGCGAAACACAGACAGGGCAAUGAGCAACAUUGAAGCUACUCCCGAAGGAUUCAACAUGCUGAGGCGCAUGUAUGAAAAUGUACAGGAACCUUUCUUGAAUGCUACGACCAUGGGUGGGAACAAUAGAAGUGAUUUGAGCUCAAAUCCAUUUGCCGCUCUUUUAGGAACUCAAGGUGGUGCGCAGGUGAGGGAUAGUAGUAACAAUUCUUCAACUGGUAGCACCGAAACAACUACAGGCGCUGUUCCAAAUACAAAUCCACUGCCUAACCCAUGGAGCAAUUUGGGCGGUGGGCCUACUACUGCAAGGUCAAAUCCAGCAGGGAAUGCAGCGUCACCUCUUGGUGGUUUAAGAGGGGCUGGCCUUCCAGAGAUGGAUCAGAUGUUUACGGGUAUUCCCGAUGCAUCUGUGCUUAACCAGUUCAUGCAAAAUCCAGCUAUAUCACAGAUGAUGCAGUCAUUACUCUCAAAUCCACAGUAUAUGAAUCAGAUUCUCAGCCUCAACCCCCAGCUCCGUAGCAUGGUGGAAUUGAAUCCUCAAUUGAGAGAAAUGUUGCAGAACCCUGAACUGCUUCGCCAGCUUACUUCUCCGGAAAUGAUGCAGCAAAUGCUAUCUAUGCAGCAACUUCUCUCUCAGCUCACUCGGCAACAGCCAAACCAGGUAGCGGGCCAGACCGGUGGAGCGGCAGGAGCGCCUACUGGGACUGGACUUGACCUUCUGAUGAACAUGUUCGGUGGCCUUGGAGCCGGUGCUUUUAAUGCCCCAAACACACCCGAUGUUCCACCAGAAGAACUCUAUGUCACUCAGCUCUCUCAGCUUCAAGAAAUGGGCUUCUUCGACACCCAGGAGAAUAUCAGGGCCCUUCGUGCCACCGCAGGGAAUGUCCACGCUGCUGUGGAACGACUUCUAGGAAAUCCCGGUCAAUAAGUAGAAAACUACUGAAUUGCGCUCUUCUCCAGUCACUGAGAAUGCACCCAUCAUCGAAAUAUUUAGAAUCGGGUCUCUCUUGGAAGGCGCUGCUCCGCUCCCGGAUUUUACUCUCUACCCUAUUUUGCUCAUGUUAAUAAGUACACACCUGCCCAUACGCGGUAGAGCCGUGAACUUUUUCUGUGCAAAUAGGCUUCCUCAACGCCUUUUUAAUCUAUAUCUAUCUGUGUCUUUGAAAUAGCUGUACAUACACACACAUUCAUGAAUGUUGUUCACUCAGAAUGUUGGAGUGAUAGAUUUAAUGUCAGAUCGGUCCAUUGUGCUGCU
This is a messenger RNA of Punica granatum (pomegranate), 2185 nucleotides long. The record is from RefSeq and is a predicted model, not a curated record. NCBI's taxonomy places the organism in Eukaryota, Viridiplantae, Streptophyta, Magnoliopsida, Myrtales, Lythraceae.